This is a messenger RNA of Trichechus manatus latirostris (Florida manatee), 1045 nucleotides long. It is a transcript of the gene CASTOR1, whose product is annotated as cytosolic arginine sensor for mTORC1 subunit 1. The coding region runs from base 40 to 1035 and encodes 331 amino acids. NCBI's taxonomy places the organism in Eukaryota, Metazoa, Chordata, Mammalia, Sirenia, Trichechidae. Gene Ontology annotation, biological process: negative regulation of TORC1 signaling. The transcript is spliced from 9 exons. Gene Ontology annotation, molecular function: arginine binding. The record is from RefSeq and is a predicted model, not a curated record.
GGUCUGUUUGGCGGCGGGGUCGGCUCCGCGCGGGUCGGGAUGGAGCUGCACAUCCUAGAACACCGGGUGCGGGUCCUGAGCCUCGCCCGCCCCGGGCUUUGGCUCUACACCCACCCGCUCAUCAAGCUGCUCUUCCUGCCCCGCCGCAGUCGGUGCAAGUUCUUCAGCCUCACGGAGACCCCGGAGGAUUACACGCUCAUGGUGGACGAGGAGGGCUUCAAAGAGCUGCCGCCAUCCGAGUACCUGCAAGUGGCUGAGGCCACAUGGCUGGUGCUGAACGUCUCAUCCCACAGCGGUGCAGCCACGGCAGUGCAGGCUGCUGGGGUCACCAAGAUCGCUCGCUCGGUCAUCACGCCACUGGCCGAGCACCAUGUGUCGGUGCUGAUGCUGUCCACUUACCAGACGGACUUCAUCCUAGUGCGGGAGCAGGACCUAUCUGUGGUGAUCCACACGCUGUCCCAGGAGUUCGACAUUUACCGUGAGGUGGGCGGGGAGCCUGUGCCCGUUGCCAGGGAUGAGUCCAGCAACGGCUUUCCCCGUGCCCAGCAUGGGCCCAGCCCAACGGUGCAUCCUGUUCAGAGCCCUCAAAAUCGCUUCUGUGUCCUCACGUUGGACCCCGAGACGUUGCCAGCCAUCGCCACCACGCUCAUAGAUGUCCUCUUCUACUCGCACAGUGCCCCCAAGGAGGCAGCCCCUGUCAGUCCUGAACCCAACUCCAUCCCGUUCUUUGCCUUCUCCCUCAUUGAGGGCUACAUCUCCAUCGUCAUGGAUGCCGAGACACAGAAAAAGUUCCCCAGCGACCUGCUGCUGACCAGCUCCUCGGGGGAGCUAUGGAGGAUGGUGCGCAUCGGUGGACAGCCGCUGGGCUUUGACGAGUGUGGGAUUGUGGCCCAGAUCGCGGGUCCCCUGGCUGCAGCUGACAUUUCUGCAUAUUAUAUCAGCACUUUCAACUUUGACCAUGCUCUGGUACCCGAGGAUGGUAUUAACAGCGUCAUCGAGGUGCUCCAGCGACGUCAGGAGGCCCUGAGCUCCUGAGCUCCAUGGG